This is a messenger RNA of Schizophyllum commune H4-8, 1197 nucleotides long. RefSeq names its product deoxyribose-phosphate aldolase. Gene Ontology annotation, cellular component: cytoplasm. Gene Ontology annotation, biological process: deoxyribonucleotide catabolic process; carbohydrate catabolic process. Gene Ontology annotation, molecular function: deoxyribose-phosphate aldolase activity. The transcript has 4 exons. Bases 247 to 1056 code for a protein of 269 amino acids. NCBI's taxonomy places the organism in Eukaryota, Fungi, Basidiomycota, Agaricomycetes, Agaricales, Schizophyllaceae. The record is from RefSeq and is a predicted model, not a curated record.
GUCAUGUGCUGACGCUAUAUGAGCGAGCGCGCUCUGCUGGCGCGACUCCCACAAUUACCCUCCGCUUCUUUCCCCUCUUCCCUUCUCCAGCUUCUCCUUUUUCCCUUUCCAUUCAGAUUCGGCAGUCGUGCGGCGGGGUCUGGAUCACCUGUGCUCUGUUCUCUGAUCUCUACUGGAUAAUCCCCCUUUCCCCUCGCGCAUCCAUUCCCCGCACAUCGUCUCCAGGCGCACGACACCACCACAACCAUGGCGAGCCCAGCACAGCCAGCGCAGCCUGCGGCGCGCACGAACAGCGAGUGGGACGGGAUGAUCAAGUUGAAGCUCGGGCGUGUGAUCUCGGACAACACGAAGCCCCUCACCGCGCUUUCCCUCCUCAGUGGGCCGGACCAGCAAGUUGCGCAGGCGAUCGAUCAUACUCUUCUCGCCCCCGACGCGACGCCCGACCAGAUCGAGGCGGUAUGUGAUGAGGCGCUUAAGCACGGGUUCAAGGCGGUCUGCGUUCACGGAUGGCACAUCCCCCGGGUGGCGAAGCGGCUGAAGGGGUCGAAGACAGUGCCCUGCGCCGUGAUCGGCUUCCCCCAAGGCGCGGGCAAGUCGAGCGCGAAGGCCUUCGAGGCCGCGGAGGCCGUCCGCGACGGCGCCGCUGAGGUCGACAUGGUGAUUAAUCUCGGCGCCCUUAAAGCCGGAGACUUUGCGACCGUCUACAACGAUAUUGCUGCAGUCGUCAAAGCCGCCGCACCCGCGGACGUGAAGGUCAUCCUCGAGACUGUCUUCCUCUCGGACGCACAAAAGGUCGCGGGAGCGUACAUCGCGGCAGAGGCAGGCGCGGCAUGGGUGAAGACAUGCACAGGGUUCGCGGGCGGAGGCGCGAGCGCGGCGGACGUGCGUCUGAUGUGGAAGACCGUGCGCGACAGGGGCGUGCAAGUAAAGGCGAGCGCAGGGAUCAGGACGUUUGAGAAAUGCAAGGAGAUGUUUGACGCGGGCGCGGGAAGGAUUGGAACAUCGUCGGGAGUCGCUAUCAUGGAACGGCGGGGUGCAUCUGCAGGCGUCUACUAAUGAGCGAUGGACUUGGCCGAGGACUCGGAAAGGAUUUUUGGGCAAUUGUGUAUUCCUCUCUUGUAUACCAGUGGUUAGCGUUGUAGCUUUACACAAUUCCUGCGCUAUGGAGGAUUCCUGCCUGUGUGUGCCAGAAGAAGG